This is a messenger RNA of Cinara cedri, 207 nucleotides long. The record is from the annotation of a GenBank genome assembly. Lineage: Eukaryota; Metazoa; Arthropoda; Insecta; Hemiptera; Aphididae.
AUGACCAACAAAUUUGAAGAACAAUUGCGAUUUACUUUGGAAUAUGUCACUUCCAAAUCAUUAUCAUUAAAUAAAGCUGCAAUUAAAUAUAACAUUCCUAAGUCAACUGUGCCAAUGAGUAUAACAGUAAAAACUCCUUUAGUCAGAAAAAUGGGUCUUGGAUCAUUAUUGAGUGAUGAUGAAGAAAAACAAAAGCCUAAAUAUUAA